This is a messenger RNA of Paramacrobiotus metropolitanus, 676 nucleotides long. RefSeq names its product loricrin-like. The record is from RefSeq and is a predicted model, not a curated record. The transcript has 2 exons. Bases 66 to 491 code for a protein of 141 amino acids. Lineage: Eukaryota; Metazoa; Tardigrada; Eutardigrada; Parachela; Macrobiotidae.
UCUCACUAAAAAAUCAUACGUUUUUAGCAUUACUAUUAUAUUUUGUGAUCGUUUUUUAACCGAAAAUGAAGUGUAUGUUUGUGGUAAUUCUUCUGGUGGCCACUGUGAGUGCCAAGGCCUUCCGGGAACGCCGUACAGCGGACGUUGGAGCCAGCGGAGGAGCGAGUGCGGGAGCCGGUGCCAGCGCAGGCGGUUCCCUGCCGGGUCUGCCUUCUCUUCCCAACCUGCCCACCGGUGGCGGUGCUCUGACCGGCGGCUCGGCUAGUUGUACGGCCGAUCAGAAGGCAGCAUGCGGUAUGGCGCAGUGCCAGAACAAUGGUAACAGUAACACCCAGGUGAUUGGUGGCGGUAACAGCGGUGGUGGUGGCCUGAUCAGUGGAGUGCCCAUAAACGCUCUGAACGGUGCUGGUGUCCAAGUGCCCAUUAAUGCCAACAUCUGCCCGCCGGUCUCCGUCUGCAACCUCUGCUUGGCCGGAAAUGUUCUCGGGUAGAGCGACAAAGAAAUGCACCACUUUCAGAUGUUUCCGGACUGUGAUGUAUUAAGUACAUUAUACUUAUUCAUACUACGAGACUUUGUUACUGUUUGUGAACCGUCUCGCUGACACGAGUUCGGCUCUGCCCAGUUGCUGCCAUCUUUGUUGGUUAGCUUUAUGUCAGCUGUUUUUGAUUAUAUAUA